CCCAUCAGCACUGAAGGGUCACUGCUCCAAGAUGUGCUCCAGACAAAGCUCCGGAGGCUGCCGUGGGAUGUCCUCCCAGUCCAGUGGGUGCCACAGCGAGGGCUCCGGUUGCCACGGGAGCGGCUCCUCCAGUUACCAGUCCCAGGGCUCCUCCUGCUGCAGGGGCGGAGGGGGCUCUGGCAAAGUCAUCAUUAGCUCUGGUGGUGGAGGAGGAGGAUCCUGCUGCAGUGGGGGCUCCUCUGGAUAUGGGAUAGGAGGGGGAUACAGUGGUGGCUCUUCAGGAUCAAAGACCAUCAUUGGAGGGGGAAGCAGUGGAGGAUACUCAGGUUAUGGCAUGGGAGGAGGGUGCGGUGGUGGCUCGUCAGGAUCAAAGAGCAUUGUUGUAGGUGGAGGUAGUGGAGGUUCCUCUGGAUGCUGCAGUGGGGGCAGCUAUGGGAUGGGUGGAGGAUACGGUGGAUCUUCAGGAUCAAAGAGCAUCAUUGGAGGGGGAAGCAGUGGAGGUUCCUCUGGGUGCUGCAGUGGGGGCAGCUAUGGGAUGGGUGGAGGAUAUGGUGGAUCUUCAGGAUCAAAGAGCAUCAUUGGAGGGGGAAGCAGUGGAGGUUCCUCUGGGUGCUGCAGUGGGGGCAGCUAUGGGAUGGGUGGAGGAUAUGGUGGAUCUUCAGGAUCAAAGAGCAUCAUUGGAGGGGGAAGCAGUGGAAGUUCCUCUGGGUGCUGCAGUGGAGGAUACUCGGGUUAUGGCAUGGGAGGAGGGUGCGGUGGUGGAUCUUCAGGAUCAAAGAGCAUCGUUAUAGGUGGAAGUAGUGGAGGUUCCUCUGGAUACUGUGGUGGAGGAUCCAGCUAUGGGAUGGGUGGAGGAUAUGGUGGAUCUUCAGGAUCAAAGACCAUCAUUGGAGGUGGAGGUUCCUCUGGGUGCUGCAGUGGGGGCUCCUCUAGCUAUGGGAUGGGUGGAGGAUAUGGUGGAUCUUCAGGAUUGAAGAGCAUCAUUGGAGGGGGAAGCAGUGGAGGUUCCUUUGGAUGCUGCAGUGGAGGAUCUUCAGGAUACGGGAUGGGAGGAGGGUAUGGUGGUGGGUCUUCAGGAGGGAAGAUCAUCAUUGGAGGUGGAGGCAGUGGUGGAUCCUCUGGAUGCUGUGGUGGAGGAUCCAGCUAUGGGAUGGGAGGAGGAUGCAGCAGCGGCUCCUCAGGCCAGACCAUCAUCAUCAGCUCUGGAGGGGGCAGCGGAGGCUCCUCCCAGCAGAAAUGUCCCAUUGUCAUCCCCAGCGUGGUGUCCCACCAGAGCAAGCAGAGCUCCUACUGGCCCUGCCAGCAGAAGUAACAGCCCUGGGCAGCUCCAGUUCCGAGUCUCUGCCAUGGCUCCUCUUUACCUCCAGCUCUGGCUCUGCUGCCUGGUCCUUCCCAGCGUGUCCUCUCCUGUCCCUUGGAUGCUGCACCCUCGUGUGAGAUCUCCAGGACUGCCCUGCUGUGCCCUGCUCCUGGUGUUGGGGUGCCUUUGAUAAUGUCCUGCCACUUUUUACAUCUAAUAAAUGUUACAAUUGCUCAAA
Molecule: messenger RNA, 1538 nt
Organism: Vidua macroura (Pin-tailed whydah)
Lineage: Eukaryota; Metazoa; Chordata; Aves; Passeriformes; Viduidae
Product: loricrin-like
Exons: 2
Coding region: 32-1312 (426 amino acids)
Source: RefSeq, a predicted model, not a curated record